This is a messenger RNA of Peronospora matthiolae, 2397 nucleotides long. NCBI's taxonomy places the organism in Eukaryota, Oomycota, Peronosporomycetes, Peronosporales, Peronosporaceae. The record is from the annotation of a GenBank genome assembly.
AUGGACGCCUCCUCCCUCCGCAUCUCCAAGUUCGAUGGAACUAACUUCCACGCCUGGAAGUUCAAGAUGCAGAUGGUGCUGGAGGAACGGGACCUAUGGGAGGUCGUCAGCGGUGAGAUCAAGGCGGAACAGUGCGAGACUCAGUUGGACCAAGCGACGUACAAGAGGAAGUCAAGAAAGGCGAUGGCAGUGAUCUGUCUAGCCAUGGAAGAUUCCCAGCUACCGUUGGUCCGGUCGGCAAGUGGUGCAUGCGACGCAUGGUCAAGGUUGGAAGACCACUUCGAGAAGAAGAGUCUUGCCAACAAGCUGUUCUUGCGCCGUCGCUUCUUCACGACAAUGAUGGAAGAAGGCGACGAUGUGCUCGAACACAUCAACAAGCUCAAGACGCUGGCGGAACAGCUAGAAGCGGUGGGGGCUCCAGUCUGCGAGGACGAUCUGGUGAUCACACUCCUCGGCAGCCUGAGUGACUCGUAUCAAUUCUUGAUCACAGCUUUGGAGUCGCGCUCAGACACUCUUAGCUGGGAGCUCGUGACGUCUCGACUGCUUCAUGAAGAAAUGAAGCGGAGGGAGCAAGGAAGUAAAGGUGAUGAAGCUUCGCAAGGUCAAGCGUUCAUCACAAGGGACAAUCAGCGCAAAGGGCGACCAGUGAAGAAGUCCUGGCCGUGCCACAAUUGCGGAAAGAUUGGUCACUGGAUGGCGGAGUGCCCCUCGCGCAUCCAAGAAAACACGGAGAGACACCGGCCACAGCGUGCUCAAGACAGCGGCGACCGCUAUCGAUCACAACGUGCAAACGUCGCUCAAGAAGAAGACUCGGGCGACUACCUCUUUUCGAUCGGUGAAACGACAUCUGCGAAAUCGAGCGACAUCUGGCUGGUCGACUCCGGGGCGACGCAGCACAUGACGUGCUCCAAGAAGUUCAUGCGGAACUACAAGGGGUUUGACGCUGUGGAUGUCCAUCUCGCGGAUGAUGGAAUCGUCCAAGCAAUCGGCAGUGGGGACAUUGUCAUGUCGAUGAAGACACCCCAAGGGAUGAAGAAAGGUGUGCUCACAAACGUGUGGCACAUCCCAAAGUUAUCCAGAAACCUGUUCUCGGUCGGCCGCUUCACCAAGGAUGUCGGCCCAGUGACGUUCACGAAGGAUGGGUGCUAUGGAGAAGCGAAAGGGACCAAGUGGAAAAUUGGUGCCCGUGAAGGUAAAGGACUGUUCAAGCUGCAAAUGACUCCAGUGGCGCCGGAACAAGCAAAUGCAGCCAAGUCGUCGGGAUGUCAAGGGGGCACCAAGUCGUACCUUUGGCACCUUCGGCUUGGUCACAUAGGUCACGAUGGACUCAAUUGCAUCGUGACGAAGAACAUUGGAAUUGGCAUCGACAUAUCUUCGGUGAAGAAGUGGGACGUGUGUGAAGGUUGUGCUCUGGGAAAACAGACUCGAGUGCGCUUCCAAUCAAACACUACAGCUCGCACCUCCAAACUCCUCGAAGUGAUUCACAGCGACGUAUGCGGACCGAUGUCGAUGGCAACUUUCAGUGGAAAACGGUACUUCGUGACAUUCAUCGAUGACAAGUCAAGAUACUGUGUCGUCUAUCUGCUCAAGAGCAAAUCUGAAGUUGCGGCGAAGUUCAUGGAAUACGCUGCGAUGGCCGAAACGCAAACCGGAAAGCGCGUGAAGUACCUUCAAAGCGACAAUGGGGGUGAAUACAAGUCCGACAAGCUGGCACGAUUCUGCGCGGAACGGGGAAUACAACAAAGGUUCACACCCCCAUAUACUCCUCAGCUAAACGGAGUAGCUGAGAGAAUGAAUCGCACGCUGGUCGAGUGUGCGCGUUGCAUGAUGGAACACGCUGGACUGGGAAAGAGCUACUGGGGUGAAGCAGUGAUGACGGCGAUGUUUCUUCGAAACCGCUGUCCAACACGUGCCAUUCACCAAGACAAGUCUCCAUAUCAAGUGUGGACGAUGAAGAAACCGAUUCUGGCCAACCUUAAAGUGUUUGGAUGCCACGCGUAUGUUCAAGUGCCUCAAGACAAACGCGCGAAGUUCGACUCCAAGUCAUCACUCUGUCGUUUCCUGGGAUACGCCGAACACCAGAAGUCAUAUCGAUUUGAGGAAGUGUCAACAGGAGCGAUCAAGAUCAGUCGCGAUGCCACAUUCAUGGAAGACAAGUUUGAUGAAGGUACGCGCAACUACAACGAUGAGUCAAGUGUCGUUGAGUUUGAUGAUCAUGAUGAGGACGAAGAAAAGAAGAAGGUAAAACUGACGACGACAUGGACUCGAGCGACGAUGACAACGAAGACACCAGGUCUUCGAAGAGCAACAUCAAGAGACACACGCGCACUCAAUCACUUGAGAAAGCUACCGUCAUUCAAGUCCCAAGCGAAGAACAUACAGAGGUCCGUCGCUUGA